UCGACGCGUGGAGUGGUGCUGGCUCUGAUUCAUUCGUGGAUUGGUUUGAUUCUCUUGCACUAGACACUGGAUCUUGGGGGGGAAAUCAUCGUCAUGAACAUAAACGGUUCCUGCCUAAGAGACAACAAAAGAUAAGACAAAUACUAGGUAUCAUUCUGAUCGUGCUAUCUACCCCAGUGGUGAUAUUCUCCGCGUAUGGACCACUUGUGCGCUUUCUGCUAUCGUCACUUGCUGUAGAGAAGAAAAACCAUGACUAAGCCGACGGACAUGCAACUAAAGCAAACUUGAAGCUCGCGUUGAACUUAUUCUACGACGUAACUCAACUUCACUCCUCAAUAGGCUUGUUGUGGAUAUUUAUUCAAGGGUUUGCUGAUAUUCUGCUCAUAAAUUCUGUCAGCCAACAACAUAGUUUCAGCCCCAAUGUAAUUGGUGCAUAUUUGCGCAAAACCAAACACAGAUGUCUAAAGACCACCGUGUCAGCAACAAGUUGGAAUUUGGUCACCUAUGGUGCUGGCUUGCUGGAUUCCAGCUUACCAGAGGAAUAUGCGGCUGGAGGGAGGGUACUAACAAUGGUGAUUGAUAAGGAUGUACCAUUACAUUUAAGACGGCUGCUGAUUGGGUCACCGAGACAAAGAAUUCAGAAGCUGAUCGGAAGCCUUGCUUGGAGAAGCCCAGCCGACCGAGAGAUGAGAUGGCUUGCAACAAGGAUUGUGGAGCACCUCGCUGGCGAUCUCAACCUUGCUCACUUUCCAGGAGCAUUGGAAUGUAUAUCCUCCCUCCUCGACCACAAAGCACUACAUUUACCAUUUAUACCUGGGCAAAGGGAGGAUGGUGAAGGAAUUGAUAAGGACCUGCUUUUGCCAGGAUUGAGAAUUCUAGAGAACCUGGCACAUGACACACAUAACUGCACACUGAUAUACAACUCCAAGGGUCUUCUUUCAAAAAUUGUUGCUCCUGUCAGCUCCAACGAAUUAGUAGAAGAUAUCAAGAGCAGCGCUGCAUGGACCAAGGUAGCAGAUGGGUCAUUGAAACUGGUGAGCCGCCUCAUGGGUUCUUCAGGAAGCACCGGCCAAAACAUGUGCAGACUAAUUGCGAACAAUAGUAAUGCAGUCAAAAACUUGGAGGUUGUUCUGGACAUGGACAUGAACAACAACAGCGGUAUCAUAGAGCUACACAUGCAAGCUCUAGAGGUUCUUACACAACUAGCCUUGCAUGAUCCAACAAAUACUUCUGUGACGACAAGAGAAAAACUUAUUGAGAGGGCUCUACACAUCUUCCUUACUGCAGAUUGGAUGGAAGACUAUUUGAAAGAUGAAAAAAAGAAGAUUUCCAAACCAACUACAAGCCAACAAAAUACUUUGCCAAGAUUGUCAACGGGAACAUGGAUGGAUAACCACAUUAAAAAGGCUAGAGAGAAGAGGGCCAAACAAGCAAGAGAAACGCGUGUGGAAAAGAAGAUGAAAGAAGUUCAGGAAACUGCAAGCCGGCUUAAAGAAAAGGCUGGUGAAGCAUUGGCCAUGUUGUCCAGUGAUUCAGAGGCUAUCAAGAGCUUCACAGGAUGCGACGAUGAUAUCUAUCGCCUUACUGAAUUACUCGACUGCAAUAUCAAGACCAUCCAAUGCAAAAUAAGUACAACAGAUACUGUGGAAAUAGAUAUUAACACGGGCUGUCGUAUUAGCGCAGGAGCCAUCUUGAAGAAUUUAAGCAACUACGUCAAGGCACCAACCUUACGGAAGGUAUUCGAACAAUUGCUUCCAGUAGAACAAGACGAGCCUUUCACUUCCUGGACCCCCAACAAGCAGUGUGGGGAUAGGAGUCUGCAAGCGGAGCUGUUAUCAUUCGUCGCUGCGAUCCGUGCAAACAACAAUCUUAAUCUUGCAGGAAUCUUACUUUCGCAGACGCCGGCGCCGGAUACCCUGGAAGACUUUGUGAUGAGGCUGAAGAAGAUGGUGGAGGACAACAUGUAUGCCACCCCUGCGUGCCUGGCGAUACAAAAGCUUACUUGUGAGCUGGUUAUAGAAUUCAUCAAGGAUGAUCGAAACAUCGAAAUGAUCGACAGACACAAUAUCGUUGCAACAUUACUGGAGGCUUCAGAGGUGAUGGGUUGUCUUGAGAGUAGAAUGCUUUUCGCUGGUGUCGAUCGUGACUGCCACGGGGUUCCUCUGAAGCCUCUUUCUUCUGUUCUCUCUAAAAAUGCCGAAGAUCUUCUGGCACAGAGGAAACAGGCUCUGGGUAUCAAACUAUCAACAUUGUGCCUGCCAGUGCACCAAUACCGUGAUUGCUGCAUCACAAAGUAUCUUUGCAUGUUAAAAACACUUGAACGAGUAUUGAAUUCUUGAUGUGAUGUAUAAUUGUUUUUUUCUUCUUCUUUAGUUUCCUUUGCGGAUUUGUGAGGCUUCGUAAUUAACAACUGGCGUAGUGGGCAUCAACAUUGGACCUGCUGGUGUAUCAAUUCAGCUUGGAGUUGCCAACUAAUGUCCUGCUGGA
Molecule: messenger RNA, 2487 nt
Organism: Triticum aestivum (bread wheat)
Lineage: Eukaryota; Viridiplantae; Streptophyta; Magnoliopsida; Poales; Poaceae
Exons: 2
Coding region: 570-2339 (589 amino acids)
Source: RefSeq, a predicted model, not a curated record